UUAUAAGAAGAAGAAAGCCCUGUCUAAUUCAUCAUCAGCAAUACAUAGAAUAGAACCAACACAAGCAAACUCAAAAUCAACAAUGUCGACAAAGUCUAGCACUACUGUCCUUGCCUUUGCCUUUUGUUUCGUGUCCCUCCUUAGUUUCGCUUACUCCAACACCACCGACGACAAAAUCUACCUCACCGGCCUGGUCUACUGUGACAACUGCCAAUUGAAGUCUAUGACCGAGAUCAGUAAGAUGAUUCCAGGUGCAAGGGUGCGAUUGGAGUGUAGGGAGGGGGGGAACAUAAAAUCCAGACGAGAGGGCGAAACCAACCCGCUUGGAAUGUACGUGUUUGUGUUGGAAAAAUCUAAGGAGCCUUUGGAUGAUUGUCAAGUGACAGUGUUACACAGCCCUGACCCUGAAUGCAAGAUUUCCAAUGAGGUCGACCCUAACAACAAAUCAAAAACUGCGCCGGUGGCCACCCGGAAGCUCAACCUAUUGGAAGGAGACAGCGUCGUUUUCAUCGGGCCAAGCCACCGUGUUUCCUACCCUCUUGGUUUGGUCGUUGAGAAAGCUCGUCCUGAGUGCAAGCAGUUCGCCCAAGCACGCAAGCAUUUUCAGAACUAAUUUAAGGGAUUGAAGACGAAAUGAAGGCGAAAACUGUCUGAUAUUAAAUCAAUUUCCAAUUUCAGUGAAUUUUUCUUUUUCAUUGCAAAGAUAGAUAAAUUUUGGUUUAAAAAAUCAACAGUUAUGAUUAUGAUAUAUGCUCGGUUAUGAUUCGUGAAUUCACAACUAGUAUAAACAAAGAAGUGUAAUUAG
This is a messenger RNA of Prunus persica (peach), 805 nucleotides long. Its product is annotated as olee1-like protein. The record is from RefSeq and is a predicted model, not a curated record. The transcript has 2 exons. Bases 83 to 613 code for a protein of 176 amino acids. NCBI's taxonomy places the organism in Eukaryota, Viridiplantae, Streptophyta, Magnoliopsida, Rosales, Rosaceae.